Messenger RNA from Fonsecaea multimorphosa CBS 102226, 2367 nucleotides. RefSeq lists its product as uncharacterized. Bases 1 to 2367 code for a protein of 788 amino acids. NCBI's taxonomy places the organism in Eukaryota, Fungi, Ascomycota, Eurotiomycetes, Chaetothyriales, Herpotrichiellaceae. The record is from RefSeq and is a predicted model, not a curated record. Gene Ontology annotation, biological process: L-tryptophan biosynthetic process. The transcript has a single exon.
AUGACAACUCAAGGGUCGAUUCUUUUUGUCGAUGCCUACGACUCAUUCGCCGAGAAUAUUGCUGCUCUUCUUCAUGAGCAGCUCCAGGUCCAAGUCACUCUAGUGAGGAUCGAUUGUGAUAUUCCAGCCCAGUUCAACCAGUCCCCACAGGCAUUCUUUACCAGCUUCGAUGCCAUAGUCCUCGGUCCUGGUCCUGGAAAUCCACACAAUGAAUCUGAUGUUGGUCUCUACAACAAAGUCUGGGCUUGCGCCUCAGACGACAACAUUCCGGUGUUGGGGAUCUGUCUAGGUUUCCAGAGUCUCUGCGCUCGGAAUGGAGUCCCUGUCGUGCGUCUGGAUCUGCCAUGUCAUGGACAUGCCAAGGAGAUAUGUCAUGCCGAUAGUGAUAUAUUCCCUCAGUCGGGGAGAAUCAUUGCCACGAAUUAUAACAGCCUGGGAGUCCGCACGAGCGAUCUCAAGCGGAAUGGGACACCGAGUCGUCCAAGUUCGUCUGCCUCCAGCGACAGCACAUCGUCUCUGCGAAGUCUGCCAUCUACCGUGUCAUCACGAUACCAGACCUGCAACAGUCUCGAAAUCCUAGCCUGGGAUAAAGAUGAUUGGGUCAUGGCAGUUAGGCACAAGCUUCUCCCGUUCCAUGGCCUCCAAUUCCACCCUGAGUCAUGCAAGUCUAGUUUCACUUGUCACAAGCUUAUCAAACAGUGGUGGGAUGCCACAAGAAUACACAAUGCAGCCCACCGAGAUUUUGUCUCUGUGCAGCGAGUGGCUUCUCCCAAGCUCGCGCAAGCAACUCUUACUCGCGAGAGCGAGGCCUUGUCUAGAGAGCUGAACUCUCUAUCAAAGUCGUGCAAUGUUACUGCAAGCCAGAGGUCUCUACAUCUGCCUGCCGGGAGCAGGGUCAUUGCAAGUUUGUGCCACCAGCAAUCUCCGCCAAACGCUACCGUGAUGCUAGAGUCAACCAAAAUGGGUCAGUAUAGCAUAUACGCCUUCCCUGAUGAAUACAGCUUUCACUUGCAGUACGCUCGGGGUUGCACUACAGUCAAACAAGGCUCUGGCCCUUCUGCCAACUUCAUACUCGCUCGGGAAAAUGCGGUGGAUUGUCUGGAAUCUUUCCUUUCCAGCAAAUCUUUUCAAUUUGAUGGUUUAAAGGAAGUCCCAUUCAGAGGCGGGUUUAUGGGUUUUCUGUCAUAUGAAUUCGGAACGGCGUCUUUGCAACUUGAUGUGCCAGAGCACACCCGUCCACCAAUUCCUACGCCAGAGAUCAGCCUUCUUUGGGUGGAGCGCAGUAUUGUCUUUGAUCAUUCUACAGGGAUGGCUUACGUGCAAUCGAUAAGAGCAAAUGACGACUCUUGGGUCGAUGAAAUGGUCAAUGAGCUAAGUACUACACCUCUGUCCAAUACAGCGGCGGUUCUGGGUCGAUCAGAGACCGACAGAUUGCACCAAAUUUUGUCCUCGACAACCUUCAACCUCCCAGACCACGACACAUAUAUUUCUCGGAUUCGCGCAUGUCAAUCUGAGCUUCUCGCCGGCAACUCAUACGAACUAUGUCUCACCACUGAAGCCACCGUCACGACCCCCGCUGUCCCCAACGCCUCCUGGCUGCUCUACAACAACAUUCAACGAUACAACCCUGUUCCCUUCGCCUCGUUCAUCCGUCUCGACAAAACCACCAUUCUCUCGUCUUCACCGGAACAAUUCCUCUCUUGGUCCGCCAAAAACGGCACAAUCGACAUGAUCCCCAUGAAAGGAACUGUCAAGAAGACUCCAGAGAUGACCCGCGGCAAAGCCGUCGCAAUCUUGUCCUCGGCGAAGGAAAGUGCCGAGAAUCUCAUGAUUGCGGACCUCAUCCGACAUGACCUGUACAGCACCGUGGGUCGCGACGCGAAAGUUGAGGUAGUGAAAUUGUGCGACGUGGUCGAGUCCGAAACCGUCUUUUCGCUCGUCUCACAUAUUCGUGCGCACGUCCCAGUAUCUGCCGAAACGGAUCGGAAGGCCGAUGAACACGCGAAAGAGAUGACAAGAUACGGCGUGAGGGCACUGACGCACACGCUCCCGCCGGGAAGCAUGACGGGCGCUCCGAAGAAGCGGUCAUGCGAGAUCCUCCACGGUCUGGAGCAGAGAGAGCGUGGCGUCUACUCGGGCGCCAUCGGGUAUAUGGACGUCGGUGGCAAUGGCGCUUGGUCGGUGUGUAUACGCACUGCUUUUUCCAACGACGACGAGAACGAGAAGGACCAGAGCACUGGUGAAGAGUUGCAGAAGUGGCGAAUCGGUGCAGGGGGAGCGAUUACCGUGCUCAGCGACGAGGAGCAGGAAUGGGAGGAGAUGGUGACCAAGUUGGAGAGUGUUCUACGAGGCUUUCAAGCGGAUUGA